AUGUCUGGCCUCAUGUCAGAUGUCUGUGCAAUAUGGGAACCAAGCACGAAGGAUCUGUGGAAAAGCAGCAUGCUAACUAGGCAGCUGCCUCUCGAAUCAGCUCUACCGAAUCAGUCACGAAUUUCGUCCAAGCAUCUUUAUGAAAUAGCAGAGAUAUUCACGCGCAAUAAUGCACACGGCAUCUUGGGUCUGCAUUUACUACAUCGCCAUUUCGAUAUACCUGUUGGCACUGUUCUGUUGGGCUCUACAUGGAGCAAACCGUAUUGCCGAUGGACAACAGCUACUGAAAUCGAAGGCACAGACUGGUCUGAGACUGGUGGAGCUGUUUUUAUACUCACAGCAGAAGGUUGGCACCCGUAUGAAUACCUGAGAAAGGACAAGCCCGACCUUUCCUGCGUGAAGCCUGGUUUUCUUCCUCAGAUCACUGAAUACCUCGUCUCCAACCAGCUGUCUCAGAUCCUUGGUCUCCAAAUUCUUGACCGCAGUCUUCGCACAGACCAGCAUCUAAUCGAGCUCUCUUUGCGCGAGAUGUCAGUGAUGUUUUUCGCCUCUGAUCUCAAGGGGUGUGUGCCAACGAGACAGACGGGCUGGAGGUUUGAGCUACACGAUGGGCAACCUCGCGUAUGCCAGUAUAACGAAUCCCAUGGUGCUCGACCAGAUGGCUCACAUGACAUUUACAAUCAAGGUCAGCUUGAUCUGCGAUAUGGGGACUUUGAAAUGCUCAGAUAUAGGCUCAUGCGUGAUGGUUUUUUGAAGAUCGAUUUUUGA
Verruconis gallopava is the source of this 768-nucleotide messenger RNA. RefSeq lists its product as uncharacterized. The coding region runs from base 1 to 768 and encodes 255 amino acids. The transcript has 2 exons. Lineage: Eukaryota; Fungi; Ascomycota; Dothideomycetes; Venturiales; Sympoventuriaceae. The record is from RefSeq and is a predicted model, not a curated record.